AUGGACCAAGAAUGUCUCGACGAACUACAGACCAAGUGCUUUGACUCUGAGCUUGGGUGUUUCGACGACCCUGAGAGAUAUAGCCUCGACUUGUAUGUCAGAGUUGUGGAAAGUCUCCCACGGCUUAUGGGCACAUCAAAAUCCGCAACGAGAAUUAGGAUGGAUCUCGAUGCGGAUCCGAAAUUCUUGCGAGCUGGCACUUCGUCGGGCUCGCGAGAGAGAACAUCGCUCCUUCCUUGUAUGAUUUUGCCGCUGCCCACCGCCCCACAACCACGGGUCGUUAUGCAUUACACUCGUAACCUCGCUGGGCCACAACUCAUUCCUAUUGAUAUUUCCUCUCGUCCCAAGCCCAGUGUCCCUGUGUCAGCAGGCUUCGUCCACGAGCUCGUCGUCCAGUUGGAAACGAAGCAAGAGUCCCGUCGGCUCCAACCUCUCUCUAGAAGCAAAUCGGCCAGAGCUCUCGCUGUAGGGAACCCUACACAGCUCCGCAUUGACGUUGUCCGCGGACCAAAGGCCUGGUCAAAAUCAGAGUCGGACUCACAGUCCCAGGAAUUGGCACUGCUCCGUAGAGUCGAAAAGGAAAAGGCCAUCCUUUCGGAGCUAACACUUGAGACCCUCCCAGUCCUGCUUGAUUCGUUUUAUGCGUUCAGCCAAUCCCCACGAAUCUGGAGGCUUACCAACAGCGCCGAGGACAUGUCCCCGCUAGGCUCUCCCAUGUUCUCAGCUUCUUCUGUUACUCUGGCAGCCGACUCGGCUGCAGACUCUCGCCAGAAGCGGCCUGUAUGGUGGAACCUCCCAAACCAUUCGCAAGGGUUUUCUCCGUCUUCUUCAAUGUUCCCAGAACCUUCGGCUACUCUUGAAGACAAAUUCAUACCUGAUAUUGAAAGACCUAUCAGCCCGCGUAGUCAGAGUCCCCUUGCAAUGGCCACUGCCCCGGCUACUCCCAGAUUAAGAAGACCUGAGCUGUCGGAGAUAUCCACCGAUGGUCAUAUUGACAAUUUUAAAGACCCAAUCUACCCUAAAUCCGAUUCCAACCCAGUUCCUGACCCAGUCUCAACUGCUGGCAAUGUCGCCGGUGACCUUGGUGACUUGGAAGCACCACCCAGUGGACUUCCUGUACUUGCGCCCCUUCCUGACGGUGUCGUCCCCGACCUCCCAAGCGGGCUUGCGAUGCCAGUCGACAUAACCGGCACCCUAGAUCCGCCUCCGCUACCCAAGCUCAGUAAGAAGCAGAAGUGUCUGAACAGGGGCAAGAAAGCAAUCCGGAAAGGCCAGAAGUGUGUCCGCAAAUGCAGGGGAGGGGUUUUGAGGGAACCAGUGCUCGCGGUGGUCCUCGGGCGGCAACUAGCCAAGCCCACCGCAAAAGCCCUGAAGCUCCUGGCCAACGAUAUCCCCAUUGAACCCGUAGAAAUCACGUCGGCUGUAGUACCAGAGGCAGCCACGUCGGGUCUAGUGCCACUGCCACUGCCGGUGUGA
Molecule: messenger RNA, 1476 nt
Organism: Drepanopeziza brunnea f. sp. 'multigermtubi' MB_m1
Lineage: Eukaryota; Fungi; Ascomycota; Leotiomycetes; Helotiales; Drepanopezizaceae
Source: RefSeq, a predicted model, not a curated record